Annulohypoxylon truncatum is the source of this 1743-nucleotide messenger RNA. RefSeq lists its product as uncharacterized. The record is from RefSeq and is a predicted model, not a curated record. Lineage: Eukaryota; Fungi; Ascomycota; Sordariomycetes; Xylariales; Hypoxylaceae. The coding region runs from base 488 to 1051 and encodes 187 amino acids. The transcript is spliced from 2 exons.
GUUUCAUACAACAGUAAGUAAACAACAAGCCGUCAUAAUUAAUAGUGUAUGAAGAUAAUAUAUUCUAUCAAAACUAACUGGUAUCUUGGGAAUGCAAUACUAUAGCUCGUAGAUGUUGAGUGAAGCUUCAACAGAAGGAAGUUGCUACUUUGAUACCGAGUUCAGGACGUUCCUAUCGUAUUAGUUUGUGCAUACCAGAGAGGUAAAGAGCUACUUGUCAUUUUGUCAGAUAACUUCCAAUCUUCUCUAAAUGAGAGUAUAAUAAAUUUAGACUGUUCAUGAACAACUGUUCGUCAAUCUGAAGCUUUACUCAUCAUGCACCCAGUAUCGAACAGCAAUAUACGCUUAUAACGUGCACAUUAGACGAGGAACAACGACCUAUUUCAGCAAUCCUUUCCAUCAAGAGCUUAUGCCGCCAUUCUAAUUGGAUUUACCUAAUAGCUUGUUUGAUGCCCCCAAAGCCGACUUGACAUGUUGAAAAGUAGCAAUGAGUUCCUCAGCGCUGGCACUCCCCCAAUACAAACCGAUUCUUUGCGGGGAAGAGUGUUAUUGUGCUAUCUGCGGCAUUCCGUUUGGGACUUUCCUUUACAAAACUAGACGCCAAAUUCACAAACAAGAACCGCCUGUUCUCCUCAACGGAGUCGAAAUUGGCUAUGAUUGGAAAAUCCUUGGUGGAUUCUCUAAACUUGCAUGGGUCAAAUUGAUAUAUUUUAUCGGAUAUAUUCCAGACAUAGACGAAACAAUUAUAUCCGGCUCAGCAAGACUCACGGCCCCAGGGGUGAUCGAGCUCUAUCCCGAUGAUAAACGAAAUGAAGACGUACCUUCUGAGUUCGAAUAUGAGUGCUACAAAGUCAGUGACGACAGGGUGACCGUUCACCCGUUUCACUGGUCAUGCUUCGAAAUAUUCGCGCGAGUGCUGCAUCCGAAGGCGGACGAUCCAACUCGUCUUGUAGACGUAUGCGAUCUUGACUCGACUUUCGCCUCUUUGUCGAACUGCCUUACCGGGUUAGAACUUUACACCGGUGCUGAUAGCCGACAAGGAAAGCCCUAGGGAAGCGUAACAGGUGAAGAGUUUUACGUCGCGGAUCCAGCAGGUUCAGCUCAGCUAACGUUUCGGGUGGGAGCGAUUAUGGCGGGCGAGCGGUUCAAAAAACCAAUUUCCAACAUGGACCUUAGCUCCAAAGUGAGACAUGAUCCUUUUAGGAAGCUACCGCAUGUCGCUAUCUGCAACAUCCUUCAUCUACUAACCCCCAAGGGAUUGCUUGAUGUAGUCAGGGCUUCUUGGACAGUUUAUUUCCUUGUUCGUAACAAACAUUGUUUUUGGAAGAGCGCUCUUAAGAAGACUAUGCCCUGGUUCUUCGAGAUACCAGAACUGAUGCGCGUAGGCGCGUUGCGGCGACCAGAGCACUACAGGGGAAUAUACCUGUGGGCGGAAAGAAUUUGGCCACGCAAGAAGCUGACAGGGCCUUUGAUGAAUAUCGCAAACCGCCGGCGGAUUUGGGUAGUAUGCGAAGUAUUAGCCGAUAAUUACAUGGGAUGCUUUAAGCCAAAAACAAGCGAGUAUGAGUAUGAGGACGAUGGCGAGGAGGAAUAAUUGGAAUAACGGAUUGCUGCAUUGUUCGUUUUAGGCAAUAAAAAUGCAUCGAUACGACCAUCACGUGAUGACAAGUAUGACUUCAUAAUCCCGAGUUGCAGUUAUAGGCUAGAGCCACUAAUAACCGAGCUCCUCUUGCAGCAUUGGAG